AGUUCCGGGUGCGCGGCCCCGGAUGUUGGCUGCUCCCGCUGCUGCCGCCGCUCUCGGCGCUGCUUCGGGCCUUGGCGGCUCGCAACAGGCGCGGUUGGGACCCUUCGCAGGGGGCGGAGUCGCACGCAGCGGCCGGGGGCUCGGCUGGGCCGUCCCGGCCUGCGCAGCCUGAGAUUCUCUUUGUGGCCAGAUGGGUUUGUAUGGACAGUCUUGUCCAUCUGUAACUUCAUUAAGGAUGACAUCUGAACUGGAGAGCAGCCUAACUUCCAUGGACUGGUUACCACAGCUCACCAUGAGAGCAGCCAUUCAAAAGUCUGAUGCAGCACAGAAUGCACAUGGAACAGGAAUUUCUAAGAAGAAUGCACUCCUUGACCCAAAUACAACUCUGGACCAGGAAGAAGUUCAACAGCACAAAGAUGGGAAGCCUCCAUAUAGUUAUGCCAGCCUCAUUACGUUUGCUAUUAAUAGCUCACCCAAAAAGAAAAUGACUUUAAGUGAGAUUUACCAGUGGAUUUGUGAUAACUUCCCAUAUUAUAGAGAGGCUGGCAGUGGUUGGAAGAAUUCCAUACGACAUAAUCUGUCACUCAACAAAUGUUUCCUUAAAGUGCCUCGAUCCAAGGAUGACCCUGGAAAGGGAUCCUAUUGGGCAAUAGACACCAAUCCGAAGGAAGACGCGCUGCCUACUCGGCCAAAGAAGAGGGCACGAUCUGUAGAACGGGCCUCAACUCCAUAUAGCAUAGAUUCAGAUUCUUUGGGAAUGGAGUGUAUUAUUUCGGGAAGUGCCUCUCCAACUCUGGCAAUCAACACUGUGACUAACAAAGUAACAUUGUACAAUACUGAUCAGGACGGUAGUGAUAGCCCACGCAGUAGCCUUAACAACAGUCUCUCAGACCAGAGUUUGGCAUCUGUUAAUUUGAACAGCGUUGGAAGUGUGCAUAGUUAUACACCGGUGGCAAAUCAUCCAGAACCAGUCUCUCAGUCAUUAACUCCUCAACAGCAGCCACAGUACAACCUUCAAGAACGAGACAAGCAACUACUUUUCUCAGAAUAUAAUUUUGAAGAUCUUAGUGCCUCAUUUCGGAGCCUUUACAAGUCAGUUUUUGAGCAGUCACUUAGUCAGCAAGGUUUGAUGAACAUCCCUUCUGAAUCUUCUCAGCAGCCCCACACUUCAUGUUCCUACCAGCACUCUCCUAGCAGCACAGUGAGCUCUCAUCCACACAGCAACCAAAGUAGCCUGUCCAACAGUCAUGGUAGUGGCCUCAAUACUACAGGCAAUAACUCGGUUGCACAAGUCCCUUUGUCCCAUGCUCAGAUGCACACACAGCCGUCUCCACACGCACCCCACCGGCCGCAUGGUUUACCACCACAUCCACAGCGUCCUCAGCACCCAGCCCCACACCCACAGCAACACAGCCAGCUCCAGUCACCUCCCCCGCAGCACCCCUCUCCACAUCAGCACAUACAGCAUCAUCCGAACCAUCAGCAUCAGACGCUAACACACCAGGCACCCCCACCUCCACAACAGGUAUCCUGUAACUCUGGUGUUUCAAAUGAUUGGUAUGCCACACUUGAUAUGCUAAAAGAAAGCUGUAGAAUUGCCAGCAGUGUUAAUUGGUCAGAUGUAGACCUUUCCCAAUUCCAAGGUCUGAUGGAGAGUAUGAGACAGGCAGAUCUCAAGAAUUGGUCUUUAGAUCAGGUUCAGUUUGCUGAUCUCUGUUCUUCCCUUAAUCAAUUCUUUACACAAACUGGCCUUAUCCACUCACAGAGUAAUGUUCAGCAAAAUGUUUGUCAUGGUGCCAUGCAUCCAACAAAAUCUUCCCAACACAUUGGAACAGGAAAUUUGUACAUAGACUCCAGGCAAAAUCUCCCUCCUUCAGUGAUGCCACCCCCUGGUUAUCCUCAUAUCCCACAGCCACUUAGCACCGCAGGAACAACGAUGGCAGGCCAUCACGGAACCAUGAACCAGCAGCACAUGAUGCCUUCCCAAGCCUUCCAGAUGCGGCGCUCCCUGCCCCCAGAUGACAUCCAGGAUGACUUUGAUUGGGAUUCAAUUGUGUAGGGUUUGUUUCUGUAAACCCUCAGGCCCCAGAGUCUCUGCAGUGAAGGGAAAAGGUUUAAAAGAAUCCAGUUGAGAAAAUGAGAUUCCUGAUCAUUUACCAAUGUUAUCAAAAAUUCUUUUGAAGACAAUCAAAACGAUUUUAGCUGGAUAACUUAAUUGCUUUUAUCUGACCCAAACAAGUACUACAUGUUUGUCUCCCUGCCAACUGCCCUAUGUAGCUCCUAACUGUUGUGUGAUUUGGACAGCUUUUUGCAUAUUUGUGUCAGUUUGAUGUUAACCACAAGUGCCAGACUGAUUUUUCAGACAGAGCCUAUUUUGCUGCAAGCAGUUUAUAGAUACAUAUGUGUAAAUACAUGUACAAAAAUUACUGAAAGGCUUCAGUUUUUCUAAUUGGAUUAUUAUGUAUUGAGAGGAAAGUUGCUGUCAGUUUUUAUUCCUUGUUAGGCUAUUUUCUGAAGGAUGCUUUUAAUUAAGGUAGGGAACUGAAAGGAAAUAGAUUUCUUCAAAGCUCAGUUUCCCUUAUUUAAUCUUUUUCAGAAAUGUGAGCAUUAACAAUUUCUAUUUAGUAAAUCAAGAAACCAAGAGCUUGGUGCUCUCCAAAUAAUCCAGAGGGGCAUGUUGUUCCUGAACAGCAGAAAGAACUGACCAAAAUUGUUUUAAUGUUGGGGGAGUAGAGAGUAUACGUUGUACCUUGUUGAUGUCUGUUUCCUAAGUCUGCAUUGUAAGAGUUCUGAAAUUUGAUUAGAAGCAAGCCUUUACUUGGGUCUUUAAGCAAAUCAAUGCCUCCACAUUAUAUAUUUAUUAUUCAGGAGUGUUUUUUUUUAAUAUUUAUUGCCACCUUUGUGAUUGGAUUUGCUAAAGGGAAAUGUAGUGUUUGAAAGCACAGAAUUAUUUUUAUUGCUGAGAGUUUACAGAUGAGACAAUCAGAGGGACAUUUGUCAUUUUCUAACACCACUCCUUUGCCAAGUAAGUACAUUUCUUUAUCUUAGCAUUCCUGCUGCUUUAGAUUUAAUAGAUAAAAUAAAUUGAACUUUUUUGGAAUUUGAAUGAAGAGUCCAUUUGGUCAAGAGAACAACAAGGCAGGGUUUAUAAAGAAAGUUUCCCCAUCUGUUUUCUUUCUGUUUAGGAAGCAUCGACAGGAGGUAGGGCUACAAAUAUUUGCCUCAAUAUUUAGUGUAGUUGUAAAGUGGCCUGCUGUUGCUAUGUCCUGUGUGCACCUAAAAUUUGGUCACUUUCUUUGAAAGGAAGCUCUUUUAGGGGUUUUUAACUGUUCUGUUUCAUGUCUUUUCUCAGUUCCUUUGCAUGGAUUGUCUGUGUUUUAUAAUGGAGCUGGAAGAAAUAGGAUUUUUUCCUUCAUGAAUAGGUUUUGAAUUGAUUCUUAGGACACCCCUCUCCCCCCAUCCUUUCAAUUUUAAAGGGUUCCAUCAAUUUGAGGAAUAUCUACUUACUAUUUGCUGUUUAGCAUCUCUGGUCUCCAUCAGCCAUGUUAAAUCACUUUAAUUAGCCUUAGUGAUUCUUUGAUUGAGUAAUCUCUACUUCUCUGUAUAUGUAUAUUUGAGAGAGGAAGGAGGGAGGAGGAGAGAGAGUAACAUAGGAUUUUUUUGUUUUGUUUUGUUUUGUUUUUGUUUAACGGAGUUUUGCCUUCCAUGAAUCACUGGGAAGGCAGCCAUGCUAAGGGCUGGUGAGCUUGGAGAAGAAGGGAGAGCUUUGUGUUUCUCUGUUGUUUGGACGCUGCUUGGCAUGGAAAAGGAAGCUCAAUUUCAGACCCUUGGAUCAGUGAAUAUCAGAGGAUUCUGGAAAGGCAACCAACAGGCCCUUCUUAGAAGGAUCAAGGCAGGAGGAGAUUACAGCCUACAGAGUAAAAGCUUGAAAAAGGGGAUGAUUUUCAGUAGUCUACUUGAAUCACUGUUUUCUAGGCACCAAAAUAGCAUUGAAAUCUUCUGAAUUGCUUGGAUAGCAAUGUGCACUUUAAAUAAUUUGGGUAUUGGAAUGUAGCCUCUUAAACUAAAGGAUUUAGGUAAAACCACUGACUAUAAUUUUACAAAUUAUGUCAAGCAAAUUUCCCAUUUGGCAAUGAUUUACUAAUUUUCAGUGGUCUAUAUUUCUAUGAGUAUUUAAACUUACCAAGAAUGGCCCUGGAGGCAGUCUUCACCCAUACCUGCCCCGCUCUCCUGUGAUCCAGGUGGCCCAGGGGCUGUGGGGCCUGACAGGGCUUCCUGGUGAGGUCCAGUGUCCCUCUAGUGGCCAUUUCUGUUGGUAAUUACUAACGCAGAGUACAUUCUGUCUUGGGCUUAAAUUAAAGACUUGGGGAAACAUUAAUAAAUGCCUGUAAUCAAACAGGGACACUCUGUCCAGGAGAAUAAUCCGACUGGCAUUUGUGGCAGUUUUUGAAAUGUAAAUGUAUUCACGUGUGUUCUUGUAAAUAUGUGUCUCUCAAAUGUCCUUUGAAGUGGGAGGGAAUCAAUCUGGGGAUAAUUUCAAAUGGAAUAGAGUAUUUUGAUAUUGUUCAUUCAGAGGGUGAUGUGUACAUAUCUAUAUUGUAUAUAUGUGAUGAAAAUGCAUUGGCUUUUUGUGCAGACACAACCUGCUUUCUGUACUGAUGUUGGACAGUCAGUGUUUUAAUGUUUCUACAGUUUUGCUAUUGCACGAUUUCAUAUUCUGCCUCUAUGAUGAACGACACCCAUUCUUUGUAACUGUUUAGUGCUGUAAAGAAAUAUCCCAAGUGUCAUUAGGAUUGUUGCUGCCAGAACUGAUAUGCAUGAAUGGCACUUAAAAUAAAUAUAUUAUGUUAACUCUA
This is a messenger RNA of Octodon degus (degu), 4856 nucleotides long. RefSeq names its product forkhead box J3 (gene Foxj3). Gene Ontology annotation, biological process: regulation of transcription by RNA polymerase II. Gene Ontology annotation, cellular component: nucleus. Gene Ontology annotation, molecular function: RNA polymerase II cis-regulatory region sequence-specific DNA binding; DNA-binding transcription factor activity, RNA polymerase II-specific. The transcript has 13 exons. Bases 191 to 2059 code for a protein of 622 amino acids. NCBI's taxonomy places the organism in Eukaryota, Metazoa, Chordata, Mammalia, Rodentia, Octodontidae. The record is from RefSeq and is a predicted model, not a curated record.